Messenger RNA from Trichobilharzia regenti, 456 nucleotides. The record is from the annotation of a GenBank genome assembly. NCBI's taxonomy places the organism in Eukaryota, Metazoa, Platyhelminthes, Trematoda, Strigeidida, Schistosomatidae.
UCAAUUCGAGUCAACAACACCAGAAACACAACCAGUCACAGAUGAGUCAGAAAGCACUCAGUCGGAUGGAACUGAUCAACAGUUGACUACCACGCCUCAAUUCGAGUCAACAACACCAGAAACACAACCAGUCACAGAUGAGUCAGAAAGCACUCAGUCAGAUGGAACUGAUCAACAGUUGACUACCACGCCUCAAUUCGAGUCAACAACACCAGGCUGGCCUGCCAAGAUAAAAAUAAUGGAUCUUCACAGCAUUGAAUUCAACCUUAGAGGUCGUUGUAUUUAUGCCUCCUUUCCAUCUGGCUGAGAUGACGUUCUCUAUCAAUCAAAGACAAUUGUUCACCUUUCAUAUUCAUACUAAAUGAAAGAUCAUUGAUGAAGCAAAGAAAACGGAAAAAAUAAAUGUUCUGAGUACAAUUUCACGUAGUUUAGUUAAUAAAUUUUAAAAUUAUUUAC